This is a messenger RNA of Volvox carteri f. nagariensis, 1515 nucleotides long. RefSeq lists its product as uncharacterized. NCBI's taxonomy places the organism in Eukaryota, Viridiplantae, Chlorophyta, Chlorophyceae, Chlamydomonadales, Volvocaceae. The transcript is spliced from 8 exons. Gene Ontology annotation, molecular function: GTPase activator activity. The record is from RefSeq and is a predicted model, not a curated record. Gene Ontology annotation, cellular component: cilium; periciliary membrane compartment. The coding region runs from base 1 to 1515 and encodes 504 amino acids. Gene Ontology annotation, biological process: post-Golgi vesicle-mediated transport.
AUGGAUCCCAAUGACUACGUGUUCCGAAAGCGAACAAAUGAGAUACUCAUUAAGCUACCGGGAAGCAUAAACGGCAACGGAUUCGUUCUCGACACGUUACACGAUUGUGAAGUCUACCUGCUGGACCACACCUCGCAAGUGCAGAUUGAUGACUGCAUCAACUGCAAAAUUUUUAUCGGCCCAAUCGAUGGCUCCGUCUUCCUCCGUGACUGCCGCGAUUGCACUCUUUGCGUGGCUGCACGGCAGCUGCGUACCCGGGACUGCAAGGACCUAGAUAUCGCUCUGUACUGCGCCACCCAGCCCAGUAUCGAGACAAGCACCGGUAUCGUGUUCAGUUGCUGGCGGGGCGCUUACCCGGGCCUUACGAGGCACUUCGGCUGCGCCCGACUGGACCCCGCAAAGAACACUUGGAGACAGGUGUACGAUUUUAAUCGUACGGAAGAUCUAGGCGCGCCGCAUUUCCAGUUGGACGAGAGUGUACGGCCUUGGUGGACGGUGCCGCCGACGGGGGAAGGUAGUGGUGCCGGCGGCGCCGGCGCCGGCGCCGGCGGCGGGCCUUGGGAGGGGCUGGGGGCUGCCGAGCCUGACUGCCCUGUGCCCCGGCCUGACGGGUCGUUGUACGAUGGCGGUUACCUUCCCGUGGUGCAGUCGCCUCCGAAACCACCAGCAGGCUCAGUGAAGCUGCCGGAGAGUCUGCCCCCCAGUCCGGGGCGGGCUGCUGCGUACGACGAGGAGGUGGAGUUGGAGGACGAGGACGAGGAGGAGGAGGAGGAGGAGGGAGUGGAGGAUAACCGUCAGGAGGCUGCGAACGCGGCGAGUAGCGGCGGCGGCGCCGUCCUCCUUCCGGCCAACAUCAGCGGCAGCAGCAGCAUCGGUUUCGGAGGGCAGUUAUCUAGUUCAGGCGAGCCGCAGCUGGCGCUGCCGCCGCAUGCGCACGGUCUGAUUGCCGUACACGCGGGCGCAGGACCAGCGGCAACGGCUGGCGACGUGGAUGCGCGUGUUGCUUGGCGGGCGGCCAACUCCCGGAGGCUGUCGGAUCAGGCGGCUGCGGAGAGCCGGGCUCGCGGUGCCCUGAGAGACGCGGCGAGGAGUAAACUGGAAUCCCUACAACAGGUAUACAUUGCAGCACCAGUCCUAACGCCCACCGCUAUCAUUAUCACAUAUUUCACCUACACUCAAUACUGCCUUCACCACCAACCGUCAACCACCAACUGUCAGGCCCGCGUCGCGCUCUUGAAGCAGCGCUUCGCGACGAACCGAGCAGCCCACGAAAAGGAUCAAGGCGGCGGCGCCGCCGCCGCCGCCGAUGCCGGUCGUACUGGCGGUGCCGCCGGCACCGCCGCCAACGUGUGGGAGCGUGUUGCGGAGCUUGUGGAUCUGAAGGGCGGCGGCGGCGUCAAGGGCGGCAAGGUGGGCGCUAAUGUCGCUACUGCUACUGGGGCGGGCCCCAGUCGCGAUGUCACGCGGCUACGGCAGCUCAUGAUUGCGCUCAGGAACUCCCGCGGGCGCAAAUGA